AUGAAAACCGUCAGAAGUGGACUUUGCUUCGUGAGGACCCUUCGGAUCACCACCAACCCGGAGCCGUUCAAGGCGCCUUUUGUUCCCCUUGUCGCCAAUGGCUUUUCCGAGGCGAUCGGAAACACGCCCUUGAUUCGCUUACCCCGGAUUUCUGACUCGGUAGGUAGGAAUAUCUACGGCAAGGCAGAAUUCAUGAACCCUGGCGGGUCCAUCAAGGACCGUGCUGCAAGGUUCAUCUUGGACGAUGCUGAAGCCAAGGGUUUGAUUAAACCUGGCGGAACCAUCGUCGAAGGAACCGCUGGAAACACUGGGAUUGGCUUAGCUCAUGUGUGUCGUCUGAGAGGGUACAAGUGUGUGAUAUACAUGCCCAACACCCAGUCGAAGAGUAAGAUUGAGACCUUGCGUCUUUUGGGUGCUGAAGUGUACCCUGUGCCUGCUGUGGCGUACGACAACCCUCAGAACUACAACCACCAGGCCAAAAGACACGCAGAGAGCCUUGAGAACGCGGUAUGGACCAACCAGUUCGACAAUAUUGCCAACAGGCAAGCCCACAUCGAAGGCACGGGGCCCGAGAUCUGGGCUCAAUUGGAUGGGAAAGUCGAUGCAUGGACGUGUUCCACGGGCACUGGAGGCACAUUUGCAGGUGUGACUCGCUACCUCAAGCUGAUGAGCGACAAAGUCAAGUGUGUAUUGGCCGACCCUCCGGGAUCGGUUUUGUACUCGUACAUCCGUAGCAACGGCAAGGAGAUUGUGAGAGGAGGGUCUUCGUUCACUGAGGGCAUUGGCCAGGGUCGUGUCACCGACAACUUAAAACCGGAAAUCGACCUUUUGGACGAGGCGAUUCAGAUCUCUGAUGAAAAAUCCAUCGCCAUGCUCUACAGAUUGCUUGACGAAGAAGGGAUCUAUGUUGGCGGCACGUCUGCACUCAAUGUAGUUGCGGCCAUGGAAGUGGCCCAGACGUUGCCUGAAGGAGCCAAUGUGGUUACGGUCUUGUGCGACAGUUGCCACAAGUACUCAGACCGGAUGUUCUCACAAGAGUGGCUCAAAAGCAAGGGUCUUUGGGAGGCGAUUCCAGAACACUUACACAAGUACGCUGUUCUUCCAUAG
Messenger RNA from Candidozyma auris, 1107 nucleotides. RefSeq names its product cysteine synthase A. Gene Ontology annotation, molecular function: pyridoxal phosphate binding; cysteine synthase activity. The coding region runs from base 1 to 1107 and encodes 368 amino acids. Lineage: Eukaryota; Fungi; Ascomycota; Pichiomycetes; Serinales; Metschnikowiaceae. The record is from RefSeq and is a predicted model, not a curated record. The transcript has a single exon. Gene Ontology annotation, cellular component: cytoplasm.